Molecule: messenger RNA, 378 nt
Organism: Puccinia graminis f. sp. tritici CRL 75-36-700-3
Lineage: Eukaryota; Fungi; Basidiomycota; Pucciniomycetes; Pucciniales; Pucciniaceae
Exons: 4
Coding region: 1-378 (125 amino acids)
Source: RefSeq, a predicted model, not a curated record
AUGGAUAUCGAUCAGUCUCUAGGGGAAUCUUUUUUAGAUGGGUUUAGGAAUGCUGGAUUUGGGAUCCCUGGAGACCAAUUGACAAGGAAUCCAGAAUUGCAAGAACACCCAACAGGAUCAAAGAAUCAAUUAAAAAACAAUCCGCUCAAUCCGAGCGAUCGAGAGCAAGAAAAUAUGCUGCUUCAAGAACACGCUGGCCCGAGCUCCUCGAUGGGGAAAGCUCAAGUUGAGCCUGCUGAUGCCAUCAAAUUAAGAACCAAGGCUAUCAUGGACAAAGAAAAGUUUCCGGAAGAGAAAUUCAAGAUGGAAUUGGCGAACGAGAAAUGGAUGCUUCACCAAAUCCGUGCGGUGCACUUCAGAGUCGAAAUCAAGCAAUAA